This is a messenger RNA of Bipolaris zeicola 26-R-13, 1287 nucleotides long. RefSeq lists its product as uncharacterized. Gene Ontology annotation, cellular component: mitochondrion. Bases 1 to 1287 code for a protein of 428 amino acids. Lineage: Eukaryota; Fungi; Ascomycota; Dothideomycetes; Pleosporales; Pleosporaceae. The transcript is spliced from 3 exons. The record is from RefSeq and is a predicted model, not a curated record. Gene Ontology annotation, biological process: glycerophospholipid biosynthetic process.
AUGUCGGCACCUCUUGCAGUUCCCGUAGCGGGAAGCGGUUUCGUGCGUCGCCUCUCAGCAGUAGAGGCUACCCGCGAGAAUAUCAACAUGGGCCCGACCGUCGUUGUGCCCCCACAACAUCUCAUGGCCCCAUCCAAACAGUCGGAAAUUGCCAGCGGCUUCGAGACUGCCAGACGUCACCUUGAUGCUGUCGCCCCUGGAUCACCUGAUCUGACUCCUCCUGAAACAUCUGUCACGGACAAAUAUGCAUUUGCUUUUGACAUUGACGGUGUCCUCAUUCGUGGUGGCCGUCCCAUUCCAGAAGCCAUUGAGGCCAUGAAGAUGCUCAACGGUGACAAUGAAUAUGGCAUCCAAGUCCCAUACAUUUUCGUCACCAAUGGUGGCGGCAAGACCGAAGCUGAGCGAUGCAUCCAACUGAGCAAGCAGCUAGAGAUUGAAGUCUCGCCUGGCCAGUUCAUUUGUGGACAUACUCCAAUGAGGGAGAUGGCCGAGAAGUAUGGUACUGUGCUGGUCGUCGGUGGCGAGGGAGAGAAGUGCCGCAUUGUCGCCGAAGGUUACGGAUUCAAGGAUGUUGUAACCCCUGGUGACAUCAUCAAGGACAACCAAGAUACUACCCCUUUCCGCAAGCUUACAGAGGAAGAGUACAACAACUCCCGAACCCGCAACUUUGCUGAGGUUGAGAUCGAGGCCAUUUUCGUUUUCGCCGACUCACGUGAUUGGGCGUCGGACCAGCAGAUCAUUCUUGACCUACUCAUGUCAAAGAAGGGUCGUCUUGGCACCAGGUCCGAGAACUACGACGAAGGCCCGCCAGUCUUCUUCUCGCACAACGACGUGGUCUGGAGCGCUUCGCACGACCUUACCCGUAUUGGUAUGGGUGCUCUCCGCGUUUCCUUGGAGGCCAUGUUCAAGGCAGUCACUGGCCGUACCCUUGAGACAACUGCAUUUGGAAAGCCACAAAUCGGCACCUUCCAGUUCGCUACUCGGCUGCUCCAGGAAUGGCGCAAAGACACCCACGGUAUCGACUCGCCUCCUUCCACUGUCUACUUUGUAGGCGACACACCAGAAUCAGACAUUCGCGGUACAAAUGAAUACAAUGAGCAAAACCCCGACGCCAACUGGUACUCGAUCCUGGUCAAGACUGGUGUCUUCCAAGACGGUACCAAGCCUCGCUUCGAGCCCAAGGCCACAGUAAACACUGUCCUUGACGCUGUCAAGCACGGCAUGGAGCGCGAGUACAAGAAGGCUCUAAAGGAGAGCAUGAUGGCGACAGGUGUGCUGGAGGAAUAG